Molecule: messenger RNA, 2169 nt
Organism: Bacillus rossius redtenbacheri
Lineage: Eukaryota; Metazoa; Arthropoda; Insecta; Phasmatodea; Bacillidae
Exons: 9
Coding region: 246-1979 (577 amino acids)
Source: RefSeq, a predicted model, not a curated record
AUCUGAAAUUUGUGAAGAACGUGUAUGAUGUUUAUGUUGUUUUCGUUGGACCGUUGGGGUGUGUUGUGGCGGUUGCGUUUGGAAGUGCGUUGGAAAUGUGUCGGUUGGAAAUAGUUUUGUGUUUUGAAAACAUUAUUUCUAAAAUUUAGUUUGGUGCUUAACAGCGUUUUGGAUGAACGGUGAUUGUUAAAAAUUAAUGGUUCAGCUGAUAAAUAGGAACGUAUUGGUUCUGCGCAUAAAACAAGAUGACGGAUUUAUUAGUUCAAUCAAAUUCUGGCCUAGGUGAUACAUUUUCACAAACUUUGUUAGAUGGUUGUAGGUCAGGCAUCGUUCAUCGAUAUGGAAGAUCGGAAAAUUUGAAUAGUGGUUGUUUGAAGCACAGUAAAAGUGAUGAUUUAGUUUUGCAGAGUAAUGUAGUGCCAUCGGAAAGACACCACCAUGCACGCUGUGAUUCUCCAGUACCCAAGACUUCUAGUGUAGUUUAUGAAGAUGAUUUAGUGUCGUCACCUGUUCCUCAUAAAGCAAAAUAUUUUAGUGACAGUGAAACAGAUAAUAACACCAGACCUUCGUUGUUGGAUGUAACGGGCCGUAAACAUCCUUCCGAAUUGCCAGAAGUUCACAGGUCGUCAAGCAAAUAUGUUGGGUUAUAUGAUCGUGUUGAUCCAGAAGACAGCAUUCGGGACAUGAUUACGGAAAAUGAUUUUUACAGAUUUGUGUUGUUUAAACGUCACUACGACAAAUACUUACAUUUGUCGCAGAAGUAUGAAGAAGCAAGAAACAUUGCCUACUACUUGGAGGAAAAAUACCAUGAGAUUAAGUCGGAGAAGGACAGCCUGGGCCUAGCGCGGCUGGAGCUGGAGAGGAAGCUGGAGUCCAAGGAGCUGGAACUGCACGAGAAGGAGGAGGAGUUGUUCCUGCAGCUGGAGAAGGUGGUCCGGCUGGAGGAAGACUGCGAGAAGUUGCGUGCAGAAAAAGAAAAAUUUGCUUUGUGGAAAGAGAAGUUGGAAAAACAGAAGAACGAAGCUUACCGACAGCUGAGGCUGCAGGCCUCGCAGUCGGAGGCCGCCCGCCGGGGGUUGGAGCGCGCGCGGCAGGAGGCUGUGCGCCAGGUCACCUCGGUCUCCGCCGAGAAGGACCAGCUGCAGCAGGAGAACGAACAACUGAAGGAGACGCUCUGCGAAGAGAGACGUGGGGUUGGCCACUACGUGGUCGACUUGUCCCGUCAGAAGAAGAGGCUGAGCCAGAACAUGGUUGGGCUGGAGAAAGAAGUGAGUGAUCUGAAGUUCAUCAACUGCCAGAGUGCAUCUUUGAACAAUCAGUUCAAGAAAGGCAUGAAGCACCUGGCUACAUGCCGGAGGAAGAAGUGUUCCGUGUGUAGCUACACGAGGGCCACCUUCGGCGAAUACAGAAACGACAAGAAGCUCCUGUCGUGUUUCCAAGCCCCGUUCCAAGACCUGCGCAACUGGAUGAAGCCCCUGCCGUCGCCCGGGGACGACGAGCAGCAGAAGGAGGGCGGGGGGAGGUACUCGUCAGCGUCGGGCUGCUCCGUCUACCCGGCGCACUCCUCGCCGCUGCCGUCCACCCGGUCCGAGUACUCGCUCCGCCGGCCCUGCUACUCGUCCGCCCCCGGGUCCCCCUCCCCCUCGCCGUCGUCCUCCUGCCACGCGGCCCCCUUCAUGUCGUACAUCGACGAUGACGACGACAGCACAAGCUCCGAGUCGAGCCGGGACUCGGGCCACGUGGACGAGCUGGACGGCCCGCCGUGCCACUGCCCCUACGGGCCGGCGUCCGUCCCCACCGACACCUCGGUCGCGUCCACCUCGUCGUGUUCGGCCGCCGCCGCCCCGCACGCCUUCUCCUCCGACUCGGGCUUCUCCUCGGAGCUGUCCCGGGGCUCUCGCUCGCCGGCCCCCGCGCUGCAGCGCUCCCGGUGGACCGCCUCCUUCCGGAAGCUCAUCAGCAAGGUGUCCAAGCGAUGACUCCUCGUCACCAUCACCACCAAGUUCACUUUCACGUACAUUCAGGGGUGGAAUGCUAGUUUUUUUUUUGGGGGGGAGGGAGAAUCAACAAAUAAAGUAAAGCAUCCGUACGACACUUUCGUCGAGGUUUUUUGGUUUGCCAUGCUUGUUACAACUGUGGGCUCCCACUACCCACCCCCACCCUAAAAAU